UUUGGUUCUAUCGCCGAUCCUAGCCUCUUGACCGACAAGCUCAAGGAAGCAGGAAGCGCGCAUGCCCGCCGCCGUCAUCAAGGGCGUGCAUCAGUUACCCGGCAUUCUGGCAGUUGGAGGAGGCAACCUCGUAGCAUGACUGGAUGGCGAUCGAACGGUUCGAUGGAGUACCGCCGCAUAACGGUCGACUUGCAUUUUGGAUUUGGCGACGUAUGGAGCAGCGGUGCAAGUACGCGUACAAGGCCUGCUUCGAGCCACGGACGCGCAAGCGCAACGGGUCGCUGCACAACUUUUGCGUCUACCACCGCCAGAAGGCCAACAUCAUCCAGAAGAAACACAUCUCCAAGCGCGCUAGAACCAAAGCGCUGCCCGAGCCCGUGCCGUUCGCGGCCGACGACGCCGACAACAACAGCUGCUACGACGCGUGGCCGGUGCUGGCGCUGCUGCUGGACAACCCACCCCGCUUCGACCCGAUCGCAUUUGACGCAACGGACCCCGCAGCGAUCGACGCCGAGAUCGUCGCGCUUCUCGUCGACUUGACGCCAUAGACAGAUCGUCGCAGCAAGUGAAUAUACCAUACUAGUACAGUA
Molecule: messenger RNA, 590 nt
Organism: Saprolegnia diclina VS20
Lineage: Eukaryota; Oomycota; Saprolegniomycetes; Saprolegniales; Saprolegniaceae
Exons: 1
Coding region: 144-548 (134 amino acids)
Source: RefSeq, a predicted model, not a curated record